UGGUUCAAUCCAUUCUGUUUCGUGUAAAUGCGAACGUGUAUUAAAUUACCGAACAUGUAGUUUCGGUUUAGUAAGCGAUCUGAAGAAGUUUGAAAUUUGUUUUAGCAGGGAAACUAGAGAGUUGAAAGAAGUACCGUGCGGCAAGCCAAUUAAGAAAGUACUGCUGGGCGUUAUCGUUUUAAAUCGAAGGGAUCUAAUAUAUGAAGAAACGAAGAAAGUUUAACAUAAACAGGACACAUCAUUCUUUAUCGGAUAUAUACCCUAUACAGAAACGUUCGCUUAGAUUGAAGGAAGAUUGUUUUUCAAGUGUGUGUGGCAAAGAACUGAACUCUUCUGCUUGAUAAAAAUAACUGAACUCUUCUGCUUGAUGAAAAGAACUGAACUCUUCUGCUUGAUGACAAGAACUGAACUCUUCUGCUUGAUGAUUUAUUUCAUAAGUCGACGUGAAUGAACUAUUCUAUAAAUCUACUUGAAAAAAAAACUCAAUUAUUUAUGUGGAUGAAUAUCUAAGGUAACCGUGACACUUUGAUGUGCAAUUCAGGAAACAAUUUUGGAUGAGUAAGCUAUAGUGAUUUGCUGUUUGUUUGUUUAGACCUAAACUAUUGGAUUGUUUUAUUCAAGGUGAAUAUGUAUAUGGUACAUAUUAAAAUAAUGUAUGUACAAUAUAAAUGCUAAUUAAAGGCACACUUUUAUGAUAUUUUUUACAAUGACUAUAAGCAUGUUUUGUCUGAAAAACGAGAUGUUUAGUUUCAUUUGAUUUUUGUGGUCACAUUCCUUGUUAAAAAUGAGACAACGAGUUUUGUGUAUUUUCAUUUUCUCUGUAUUGUCACAGUUUAUAGUUUUUAUAGUUUUUCUUUUCAUAAAAAACUUUGAAUCUAAUCAAAUUUUUAUUGAUUCAUCGAUAUUACGUGAGCACGUUAAUUAUGACAAGAAUUCAACCAAAGGUAUCGCAAAACCUGUCGAGAACUCGAACUCAAUUGCAACGUAUUUCAACAGCACAUGCUUAAAAAACAUUACUUUCAACAAAAGCAUGAUCACGGAAACAACCUGGAUUCCCGUUGACACCAGCAACUCUACAUUUGUGUUUUCUGCCUUUUACGAGCACGCAGCAAAACACGUGAUACUUGUGGGACUAAAAUCACGCGACGUUCAAGGCACGUGCCAAAUGUGGUUCGAGGCGGGAAACGGGAUGCAAGCAAGAAUGGAAGAGAGCGUUCUGGAAAUGCAUAAAUAUCUUGCGGAAAACCAUGGACACAGAUAUGCUGCAUCGAUAUUCCGAUGUUCAUCGCCGCAUGGAAAGCCCACGUAUGUGUCAGUCGUUGAAACGAGCUGCCAACAAGCGUCAAAUCUGAUUGUCGUAAAGGGGUCCGAAACACGAAAGGCAUACAAACGCAAGUUUACGGUAUGCCUGAUGCCGUUGUUUGGGAAUUUCAGCGACGUUCAUUCGCUCGUUGAAUGGGUUGAACUAAAUAUUUUACUAGGGGCCGAGAAGUUUUUGGUGUACCAUUAUUCAUCAGCUGAAAACAUUCGUUGUGCUUUACAAAUGUACGUGAAGCGGAACAUAGUUGAAAUCGUGCAAUGGCCAUUACCAGUUUCAAAUGUUUACUACAUAGGACAAGUCGCAGAGCUUCAAGAUUGCUUGUAUCGCAAUAAAGCAGAAUCUGAAUUUGUCGUAAAUUUGGACCUUGACGAGUUCAUAAUUCCUAGGAAGGAGAGCUCACGUACAUGGGCGGAUAUCGUAGCGAAUUCGAAAUCCGGAUCAUUUAUUUUCUGCAAUACAUUCUUCCUAAAGGAAACUCUCGACAUGAACAGUUCAAGCAAUGUUUUGGCAAAACAAUUUAAGUUGUAUUCGUUGCUUUUAUCGAAACACGAGCCAAAAGUCUGGAAGCACAAAGCCCGAUCGAAGUACAUUGCCAGAACAGCGAUGGCAACAUCGCUUAUGAUACAUGAGGUUCCAAUUUCGAACUCGCAAAUAGAACUGGUUUCGGAAGAUCAGGCGAUGUUGUUUCACUACCGGAAUUGGGAAAACAAGAAUGUCAGUACUGACAACUUUGUGACCGAUGAAACAAUCGCUCGGAAAUACGGAGAUGCUUUGGUUGCGAACGUGAAACGAACUUGGAAUGAAAUUGAACAGCACAGUUCGAAAUAUUGCAAACAUCCUACUAAUAAAACAUUGUAAUCAGUGAUAAAAAAAAAUUGGCAAAAAGCAUGGUUCUUAAAAUUUGCAUUGAAAUCAAAUAAUUGCGAGAUCAACCAUAAAUUCAUGAAACCCUUUUGAACGUGAUAUAUGCAGCUUAAAUGUUUCAUUAUAUAGUAUGACUGUUAUGUUUUAUCAGUAUAUUUCUGUUUGUGAUUAACCAUCAACCGAGGCAUUGGUUAAUUCACGUUUAAAGUAUCUUUCCAAUGAAUUCAUAUGUGUGAAGAUUCAAAUUGCAUACGUCAGUAAUGGGCUAGAUAUUGUUUUUGUGAUUUGCUAAAAAACAACGUGAUACUC
Dreissena polymorpha is the source of this 2494-nucleotide messenger RNA. RefSeq lists its product as uncharacterized. The record is from RefSeq and is a predicted model, not a curated record. Lineage: Eukaryota; Metazoa; Mollusca; Bivalvia; Myida; Dreissenidae. The coding region runs from base 785 to 2179 and encodes 464 amino acids. The transcript has 3 exons.